Molecule: messenger RNA, 639 nt
Organism: Penicillium argentinense
Lineage: Eukaryota; Fungi; Ascomycota; Eurotiomycetes; Eurotiales; Aspergillaceae
Exons: 3
Coding region: 1-639 (212 amino acids)
Source: RefSeq, a predicted model, not a curated record
AUGCCCCUUCCACAGUCCUCAAACGAUUUAAACGAUGCAAUUGCUACUCUCCUAGCUUUGGGGGAGGGCAGGAAGGAUAUUAUACGGCUCCAAGGAGUUCUCCUCCAUGAGCUUCCUGCCGCCGAAUAUUUUACGAAUAUCCACAUAUUCGGCAGCGAACUUAUCUCGAGCCUCGAUCGGAAUAUUUUGAAACAAUCUGGAUACGAGCAGAAGAACGGAGAUCAAUUCCUUCUUGCUGGCGAAGUUACAUGUUGUGGAAAGGGGCCACUUCGUGCACAAUUUGUCACUGACCACGGUAUUAGCCCAUUUGACAAAUAUCGUGACUUCUGUCAGCGAUUCUCUGUGGAGAAGGCAACUGGACGACGGCGUAUACACAUUGUGAUACGGAGACCUACAACCGUGGAGCUCGCCCAGGAGGAUUCAGCUGAACACGGGAUCACUUUUGAGGAUGAUGAUGUAGCUCCGGUCGCCGCUGUGGCCCCGGUGGCCCCGGUCGAGGAUGAGGAUGAGGAUGAGGAUAUGGUCCGGGUCGCUACUGUGGCCCUAGCCCCGAGCGGUCGAGCAAAUUCAUCGAGGAGAAGACAGCGUACUUCUUCCCCUGUUCGGCGAAGCCAGCGAAACGUGCGCAGGAGGAUGUAG